GCAUACCAUGACAUCGAGACUCGGCCUCUCCGUUCUCAAACGCGCAAACCCUAUCGCAAACUCUCGUUUGACUAAGGCAAGCUUUUCGAGCACAGCAAGGACCUUUGACGGGGCGCGUGGACGUGAAACAGGCCCCCUGCCUCCUUAUGGCCCCGUUGGCGUUGCCAAAGCCCUAGAAGCGCCUCCUGACGCUCCUGCGAAGCCUACGCUCUUGACAAACGAAUUCUCUCUCGCCGACCGCGUCGCGUUGGUCUCAGGCGGGAACCGCGGCCUAGGGCUGGAGAUGGCCCUCGCGCUCAUCGAGGCCGGCGCACGCGCGGUGUACUGCGUGGACCUCCCCAGGCAGCCGGGCGAAGAAUGGACGAAAGUGCGGGACUACGCGGCCCGUCUCGAGGGCCUCCCGAGCGAGGGCCGCCUCGAGUACAUGAGCGCGGACGUGCGCGACCAGGAGGCCGUGUGGAAGCUGGGCGAGACGAUCGGGAACAGGGAGGGCCGGGUGGACGCGUGCGUCGCAGCGGCGGGUGUGCUGAAGAGCCACACCGACUGCUUGACGUACCCGGCGAAGCAGUUCCAGGAGGUGAUGGAUGUGAACGUAAACGGCGUGUUGUUCACUGCGCAAGCCGCAGGUCAACAGAUGGCACGCUUCGGGAACGGAGGGAGUAUCAUCCUCGUCGCGAGUAUGUCCGGUAGCAUUACCAACAAGGACCACGCCUGGGUAUCAUACAACACGUCCAAGUCGGCCGUGCUGCAAAUGGCGCGCAGCAUGGCCUGCGAGCUCGGUCCCAAGCGCAUACGCGUCAACACGCUCAGCCCAGGGCACAUCUACACAAACAUGACCGCAGCAUACCUUGAUACGCAGCCGCACCUCCUCGAUAAAUGGGCGAGCCUGAACCCCCUCGGGCGGAUCGGGCGCCCCGACGAGCUGCGAGGCGUCGUGGCCUGGCUCGCCAGCGACGCGAGCACGUUCUGUACGGGAAGCGACAUUCUCGUGAGCGGCGGACAUCAUGCAUGGUGACAUGACAGUUACGCCACGAGCGCUAUUCUGUGGGUGUCUGAUGGGUGGUGCGAGCAGAGGCUUCCGAGUACACGACUUGUGGGACUUGAGGUAUUUUGGGAGACUGGCCGACGGUUAGGUUGUCUGUGUACGAUAGCGCGUCAUCGAUAUGAGUGGCCCGCCGCCACCGAGGAGAACGCUAUGCGACUGGCAGGGCGGGAAGGUGGAACAUCUGACAUGUGUGUGGUCCGAGGCGGUCCGUACAGCGGGGGGAACGCGUCUUCGAAAACGACAGCGACCACAUAAAUAGCGCGCGAGCUU
Messenger RNA from Dichomitus squalens LYAD-421 SS1, 1315 nucleotides. RefSeq names its product sorbose reductase sou1. NCBI's taxonomy places the organism in Eukaryota, Fungi, Basidiomycota, Agaricomycetes, Polyporales, Polyporaceae. Gene Ontology annotation, molecular function: oxidoreductase activity, acting on NAD(P)H, oxygen as acceptor. Gene Ontology annotation, cellular component: intracellular anatomical structure. The record is from RefSeq and is a predicted model, not a curated record. Bases 8 to 1015 code for a protein of 335 amino acids. The transcript has 6 exons.